Messenger RNA from Moneuplotes crassus, 1224 nucleotides. The record is from the annotation of a GenBank genome assembly. NCBI's taxonomy places the organism in Eukaryota, Ciliophora, Spirotrichea, Euplotida, Euplotidae.
AGCAAAUUUACUAAGUCAACAUGAAAAGCAUUUUCUGUGUUAUGGGAGCAGCCUACGGAGGCUACAAGCUUGGUGAGCACUACAUUGUUGACCCAGAAGCUAAGAUGGAUGUGGUCGAAAGAUGAAGGAAGUAUGGAUUCAAAGCAGAGAAAUACUUUGUUGAGACUGAUGACCACUACAUUCUUCAAGUGUUCAGACUUAUCCCUGAAACAGAACUGCCAAACCCAAUCAAAAAACCGAGUCUGAUCCUGCAACACGGCUUCGAUGACUCCUGCUUCUGCUGGGUGUCUCACAAAGAGAAGUCACCUGCAUUUCUGCUUGCAAACAAAGGCUACGACGUCUGGAUGAACAACAGCAGAGGCAACAUUUUCUCCCGACUCCACCGUUAUCUGGAUCCUGAGGCUGAUCCCGAGUUCUGGGACUACAGCCUCGAAGAAAUGGGGAUGGUCGACAGCAAAGCAGUCAUCAAGCAUGUCAAGCAGCAGACUGGCCACGACAAAGUCACCUUUGUGGGUCAGUCGCAAGGCAGCGCCCAGAUGUUUUACGCGUUGUCAAGAGACAGCGAGUGGUUUCGAGAACAUCUCAAUUUGUUUGUAGCAUUGGCUCCAGUGACGAGGGUUUCAAGAGAUUCCUUUCCUUUUUACCAAAAAUUAAUAAAGAGAAAAUCAUUAUUGAGAUUCCUGGAUUGGCUUGAGAUGACAGAUCUUUACAACAAAGACACUGUGUUAAUGAACAUGGCUUACUUGCUCGCAAGAGUUUGGCCUGGUUUUGUUAAUAAGGCUCAGAGAUUUAUACAUGAUGGAGUUCCAGAGGUGAACGACCAUGAAUCUGUGUUAAGAUUUUGGUACCGUCACCAAGGAGGCAAUAGCUACAAAAAUUUGAUGCACUGGAAGCAAGUUCUUCAAAAAGAAAGAUUUGUAAGAUUCGAUUAUGGAGAGAAAAUCAACAUGAUCAAAUACGGAACUCCUUCUCCCCCAGAUAUUGACUUGACUCGCAUCCACAGCGUUCCGAUUGCUCUGUUCUGAGGCAAUUAUGAUGUCAUUUCAUCGAAGUUCGACGUAGAUUGGACCAAGAGCAAGCUCUCAAAGGAUUGAUUAGUGUUCCACCAGAAUUAUGACUACGGACACAUCUCAUUUAACUGUGCGAAGGACAUGAGCUACAUCGAUGACCUAUGUAAAUUAAUUGAUGCUCACCAGUAGGAGGUUCAAUAUGAAAUUAAUAAUA